This is a messenger RNA of Stegodyphus dumicola, 4681 nucleotides long. RefSeq lists its product as uncharacterized. NCBI's taxonomy places the organism in Eukaryota, Metazoa, Arthropoda, Arachnida, Araneae, Eresidae. The record is from RefSeq and is a predicted model, not a curated record.
AACAUGUAUAUAGAUUAUUCCUUUUUCUACAAUUCAUUUCCUGUUUCUUAGAAAGUUUUCUUUUCUUUUUUUUUUACAUUAUUAUUUAUGAAAAAAUAUUACCUAUGAGCGACAAAGUUAGUUAAAUGAACAAUUUUUGCCAGUUUACUAAACUGCUAAUGAAGAGCAGAUUCUGAUCAUUUCCUUGUGACUUAAACUAACGUAAUUAACAAAAAAUUUGUUAAAAUGCAGUGUAAUGCAUAGGAUCGCCUGCUCGUAUCCGAUGAUAUAUGCGUACAAGAUAUUUGCAUUCAGACACUUUUACACAAUGUACAAAAUGAAAUUUACCACACAAUUAAUCUUACAAAUUAGUUUAGCAACUUUUAUUUUUAAGGAAACUAAGCUAAAUAAAUAUUAUCACAAGUUCUUUAGCAUCUCAUGCGAUUCUUGCCGCAAACGUGAAAAACAUCCUCCAUCGUGAGCUAUUGUCAGUUUUUGGAGGAAAUCCCUUUUUCCCCUUUCUCCUUCCGAAACCGGGCUAAAACGAUAGACGCUUCUUGCUUAUCAGAAGCCGAGUUUCUACAUCUUGACACUCUAAAAUAUAGUACGAUUUUUCUCGUCGUUGUCGUAAAGAGAUGUUCUGCUUUUCACACGAACGGCCCAGUAUGUGAACGCAGCUUUAACGGCUGGUACAGUCAAGUGUUGAGUUUAAGGGGGUGUUGGUUUUACAUAUUGGUAGAAGUUCUGUUUCUUUAUUGCAAAAUACUGUGCCGUGAAAUGUGGAAAUUAUAUAGGAAUUUUUAAUAAGUAACUUCUCUAACGUGUUAAGCACUGGCUAACAUAGUAGAAGAACUAAUACUUUAGAAAAAUCAAGCUAUGCUUAUGUAGUACAUUAAAUAAUUCUCAUGCACAAUAUAUAUUAAUACUUUUAUCAAGGUAGUCAGACUUGUAUUUUCGCACACUGAAAACUACUGUGAAGAAUCCAAGAACUAUUUUGGUGCAGCUCACCACCCCAUUUUAUAUCCAUGUAUAAUGUAAACAUCAUCCUCAAUUAUGUAGCAAAUUGUAAAAAAUCAAAUCCUAUACUUACCUAUGUGGUGAAACUUUAUGUUUAGCGAUACGUAACCAGUCAUUUGGAAAAAAGCAAUGUUGUAGAAGUUCUUAUGGAUACCUUUACAGAAGAGAAACCUCAUGUGUGUGAGGAAUGUAAUCAAUCAUUCAGACAAAAGGAUAAUUUGACAAAGCAUAUGCUCAUUCACAUAGGAAAGAUACCUCAUGUGUGUGAAGUGUGUAAGAGACAAUUUAGCCAAAAGUAUAAAUUAAAACAGCAUAUGCUUAGUCAUACUGGUGAGAAACCUUAUGUGUGUGAAGUAUGCAAGAAGUCAUUUAGUCAGAAGAGUGGUUUAUACAUGCAUGUACUUCUUCACACAGGAGAGAAACCGUAUGUGUGUGAAGUAUGUAAGAAAUCAUUUAGUCGGAAGUCUGGUUUAUACACGCAUAUGCUUAUUCACACAGGAGAGAAACAUCAUAUGUGUGAAGUAUGUAAGAAGUCAUUUAUUGAAAAAAGUAAAUUAAUCAAUCAUAUGCUUGUUCACACAGGAGAAAAGCCUCAUGUGUGUGAAGUGUGUAGGAAGUCAUUUAUUCAGAAGGGUCAUUUAAGAGAUCAUAUGCGUGUACACACAGGAGAGAAACCUCAUGUGUGUGAAGUAUGUAAGAAAUCAUUUAAUCGAAAGGGUGGUUUAUACACGCAUAUGUUUAUUCACAAAGGAGAGAAACGUCAUGUAUGUGAAGUAUGUAAGAAGUCAUUUAUUGAAAAAAGUAAAUUAAAAAUUCAUAUGCUUAUUCACACAGGAGAGAAGCCUCAUGUGUGUGACAUAUGUAUGAAGUCAUUUAGGCAAAAGUCUGUUUUAAACCAGCAUAUGCUCAUUCACACAGGAGAAAAACCCCAUGUGUGUGAAAUAUGUAAGAAGUCAUUUAGUCAAAAGAGUAGUUUAAACAAGCAUCUGGUUAUUCAUAGUGGGGAUAAACUUUAUGUGUGUGAAGUAUGUAAGAAGUCAUUUAGUCAAAAGUGUAGUCUAAAAGCGCAUAGGCUUAUUCACACUGGGGAUAAACCAUAUGUGUGUGAAGUAUGCAAGAAAUCAUUUAUUCAAAAAAGUGGUUUAAAUACUCAUAUGCUGAUUCACACUAUGGAGAAACCUCAUGUGUGUAAAGUAUGUAAAGCAUUUAUGGAUAAAAAUAAUUUGAACAAUCAUAUGCUUAUUCAUACUCAAGAAAAACUUCAUAUGUGCGAAGUAUGUCUUAAGUCAUUUAGUCGAAAGACUAAUUUAAAUGAACAUAUGCUUAUUCACACAGGAGAGAAACCUCAUAUGUGCGAAGUAUGUAAGAUGUCAUUUAGUCGAAAACGUUAUUUAAAUGAGCACAUGCUAAUUCACAUGGGAGAGAAACCUCAUAUGUGUGAGGUAUGUAAGAAGUUAUUUAGACAGAAAAAUGCUUUAAAGAAACAUAUGCUUUUUCACGCAGGAGAGAAACCUCAUGCAUGUGAGGUAUGUAACAAGUCAUUUAGUCAAAAGGGCCAUUUAAUUGAACAUAUGCUUAUUCAUACAGGUGAAAAACCUCAUAUGUGUGAAGUGUGUAAGAAGUCAUUUAGUCGAAAGAGUAAUUUAAAUGAGCAUAUGCUGACUCACACAGGAGAAAAACUUCAUAAGUGUGAAGUGUGUAAGAAAUUAUUUAGUCGGAAGAGGAAUUUAAAUGAACAUAUGCUUAUUCACACAGGAGAGAAGCUUCAUGUUUGUGAAGUAUGUAAAAAGUCAUUUCGUCAGAGCUGUAAAUUAAACCAGCAUAUGCUCUAUCACAUGGAAGAGAAAUCUCAUGUUUGUGAAGUAUGUAAAAAAUCAUUUAGUCGAAAGGAUUAUUUAAAGAGGCAUAUGCAGAGUCACACAGCAGAAAAGCUUUCUGUGUAAGGUAUCUAAAAGGUCAUAUGUUCUAAAGGUGAUUUUAAAAUACAUAGGAGAAAAAUCUCCAGAGUUAUGUACUCGUAUGUAACAAGUCAUGUUAGAAAGAAUAAUUUAAAGAAAUGCGUAUCUACACAGUUAAGAAGUAUGUUUUUUUUUUUUUUUUUUUUUUUUUUCUCCAGGAGAUUGGAGAUUAGUAACAGCUUUUAGUUACAACUGCAGUAAAGACUUUUGUAAUGCAGGAAAACCUCAUUAUGUAAGGUCAAGACUGGUUCAAAUGCAAGUGGUAACAUAAUUCUUAGAAUUUAGAGAGGUACACUGUGUUGGAUUGGAUUUUGUGGAGAUUGUGCUAGAUGGCAUGAAGCCUACUGCCAAUGCUGUGUGAGGAGGGACAUGUUAUGAUCUGAUGUUCACCACGUGAUCUGAUGUUCACUUUAGCUGAACGGCACAUGUUUUCCCACAUGACACCGAGUCAAGAUUACAAGAAGAAAAGAAUGUUGCGGUACAGAUACGUUAUGCUAUUAACUCAUGGGAAUUAUAUAUGUUUAUUUUUUGUAUUAUAAUAAAGUGCCUAAUAUGCUAUAUGUAAAACCCUUCAUCACAUCAAGUCUGUGUUAAAUCUAUUCCGAACCCAAUUCACGAUGGAUAUAUCACAUUUAAGUAUAGCUGAGUUGACUUAGAGACUGGAAUUGGUUGCCUUAUGAAUGGAGCUGAUACCAAACAAAACUUAAAAACUUUUCAAUUAAGCCAGAGCUGUUGAAUAGUUAUACUUUUAAAGCUAAAGUAUACUAACUGGGUUUAGGACAUUCUAUAUGUGGCUAGGGAAUAAAACCCAAAAGUUUUUUUUUACUGAAUGCCUUAUAUUAAAAAUUAAAUGGAGGUUUAGUAGUUUGUUAGUUACUCUCUGAAUGGCUCCUAGUAAUUUUGAUCAAAGAAUGAAGCAUUGUUUUUUGACGUGGAGGAGGAAGAAAAUCUCGGCCAGGCCCGGUACAUCACAGAGGGGUGAAUUCUCACCAACAGGUUCCAUUGCCAAAUCUCUUGGCAAAUUUUCCCUCUUCUUUCUAGCCGCAUAGAAGACAAACUGGUUUACAUUACGUCUCUAUGGAGCCUUUCCUUCUUUACAUAGACAUUUUUUGCCUUGGACAUCAUUUGUAUUCACAGUACAAAUGAUUAGUUGUUUCCUGCUGUAUCAAAAGACCUGGGUUCGAAUUCCAAAGAAGUAUAGAUGUUUGUAAACAUAGAGUGUCCAUGUGGCAAGAGAGCACUCAGAAUACACGGUGAGGCAAAAUCCUCUGGAGAGGUUGUUGGCAAAAUAAGAGAGGUAGGAGACCCUCGAACUGCACCUUGGGGGUGUUUUACCUCGGAAUUUUGUCUGGUGUGGAAGCUUAGCAGGUACUAAGGCCCACCAAUACCUAAUAGUAUGACUAUUUGGAUUCACAGGUGCCAACCUUGCUUCAACUUGUACCUGUGUAUAUCUUUCUCCUCUCGAAAGAACUUUCUCCACCACAAAAUUUUAAUUGCCUCCUAUGACAAAAAUGCUUACAAACAUCCCUUCUUUCUCCAGGAUUUGUACUGAGGCCCAAGGCUAUGGAAGCCAGCUACCAUGCCAACAAGGCAGCAUUUGUCAUUUUAAUUCUUUAGUUAAAAUAAAAGGAAUUGUGAUGACUAUAACAUGGAAAUUAAUUUGUAUUUGUAAUAAAACAAAAGUUUAAUUAAUUAACAAAUUUUAAUUAUUUCAUUGUUAUUUUUGA